AUGCUGUCUGUCCCCGCCAACCGCACUCUCCCACGGCGAGUCGACAGCCUGGUGGCCUCGAAGGGACCAUACUUUGUUGAGGUCGAGGAGGAACUGCGCGAUAUCAAGCGAGUCAAUUCGCAGGGCCAGGAAGAGGAUCUGAAACUCGCACUAAGUCGUACGAUAUGCAGGGUAGAGGAACUCAUGGCAUUGCUCAAGGAAGCAUUCAAAACGCAGACAGAGAUGCAGACAGAGCUCACGCUAACUAAGUCGAACCUCCAGCUGGCCCUUGCGAACAACGAGAUGCUUGAAGAUGCCCUCAAGCGUGAUGCUUCUGGCAGUGCGCGCGAUAUCGGCUGGCGCCGCUGGAGCGCCAAGGAGCAGAAAGAGCGCGAGGCAGAGGAGGAACGCCGCCGAAGUGUUGAUAGCGCUGGUUCCGUCGACGUCGCCCAUUCACAAAAGUCGCCCAUCCCGCCACACGCCCAUUCACCCGCAAUCAAGUCACCCCUUCCCCGCUCUGCGUCCGUCUUUUCUCCGAUUACCUCUGACAGCCGCUUCUUCAAGUUUCGUUUUGGCAGCGGCAGUGCGACCUCAGCGACGUUUCCGGCGUCCCCGCACAUCAACGGUGCCAGCACGAGCGUUAGUGUGAGUGCAACCGGCAGUCCAUCUCCGAAUGUCGCGGCACAGACGCACACAUCGCACCUUACAUCCGCCUCCCUCCCCUCACUCGUGCCAUCGUACGAGCGAGAUAAAGAGUUCGAAGAUCUCACCGAGCAGCUCAAGCGGGAGCGUGAGGCGCGGAAGAAGGCAGCGGCUGCCAAGGAUACGCUUGAGGCAGAAAUCGAGUCUCUCUCGCAGGCCCUGUUCGAAGAGGCAAAUAAGAUGGUGGCGACGGAGCGGAGGAAGCUUGCCGAGACGGAAGAUGAGUUGCGCGAGGCGUGUGCGGAACGUGAGGCCCUGCGGAGUGCACUGCGUCUCGUAGAGCGCCAGUGCGGCAGCCUGAGCGCAGACCCCAGGAUGUCCAGCCAGUCAGCACCGCUCCCCCGCACGCACAGCCGCGCCCGUUCCUCCUCAUCCGCAAUCGCGAUCAAGUCUCUACCUUCCUCUGAGCCUUCCUCCCCCGACUCAGAAUUAACGCCGGACUCUGCACAGAAUGCGACGUCGGCCGGUACCGUCGUCGCGACGUCCUAUCCACCGCGCCCGCCGCCACUCAACCUCGUCGAACCCGACUCGCCGCUCUUUGCUCCACCAACGCCUGAGGUAAUGCCGUUGACUGCCAGUCCGGACGCACUGGGCAUCCACCAACCAGCAAGCUCCCUCAACGUCCCGCACUCGCCCUCUGUAGGCCCCACGCGGACGCCGUCACCGGCGCCGUCCCUUCCGGGACGAUUUAUCUUGUCCCCAGGCGUCCCCGUGGACUACCUGGUGACGGAGGAGUCCCCGUGGGCGGACGUCGAGUCGAAAUCACCACAGCCGGCGAGUUAG
Messenger RNA from Sparassis crispa, 1464 nucleotides. RefSeq lists its product with no specific name. Gene Ontology annotation, biological process: exocytosis. The transcript is spliced from 3 exons. Bases 1 to 1464 code for a protein of 487 amino acids. Gene Ontology annotation, cellular component: cell tip; Golgi to plasma membrane transport vesicle. Gene Ontology annotation, molecular function: guanyl-nucleotide exchange factor activity. The record is from RefSeq and is a predicted model, not a curated record. NCBI's taxonomy places the organism in Eukaryota, Fungi, Basidiomycota, Agaricomycetes, Polyporales, Sparassidaceae.